AUGGAAAAUGCUGAUCAUCUUGUAGAAAAUCCCGUUGAUGAAAAGUAUAAACCACUUAAGACUUAUUUUAACGAUGAAGAAGUGUCAUUUUUGGGUGAGGAUAUUUCUGAAGCAUAUCCAGUCUUAGUGUCAGAAUCUGGUCAGCACUAUCCCAUGGAGGCUAAGCUCCGAUUUAAUUGCACGAACAACAUGGCCGAAUAUGAAGCGUGUAUUCUUGGUUUGAAAAUGGCCAUCGACAUGACUGUCUACGAGUUGUUGGUUAUUGGAUAUUUAGACGUUUUGAUUCAUCAAGUUCGAGGAGAAUGGGCUGUGAAGAACCCAAAGAUUACACCUUACGUACAGUAUGUGCAGAAGUUGUGCAAAAGGUUUCGCAAGAUAGAGUUCAGACAUACUCCCAGAAUACAGAAUGAACUGGCCGAUGCUCUUUCCACCCUCGCUUCAAUGAUUAAACAUCCGGAUACUGAUUAUAUUGAUCCUCUGGAUGUAGAACUCAAAAAACAUCCAGUCCAUUGUUCCCAUGUUUAA
Molecule: messenger RNA, 525 nt
Organism: Solanum pennellii
Lineage: Eukaryota; Viridiplantae; Streptophyta; Magnoliopsida; Solanales; Solanaceae
Exons: 2
Coding region: 1-525 (174 amino acids)
Molecular function (GO): RNA-DNA hybrid ribonuclease activity; nucleic acid binding
Source: RefSeq, a predicted model, not a curated record